Messenger RNA from Toxotes jaculatrix (banded archerfish), 2489 nucleotides. RefSeq names its product follistatin-like 1b (gene fstl1b). The transcript is spliced from 11 exons. Bases 154 to 1089 code for a protein of 311 amino acids. Lineage: Eukaryota; Metazoa; Chordata; Actinopteri; Toxotidae. Gene Ontology annotation, molecular function: protein binding; calcium ion binding. Gene Ontology annotation, biological process: cell differentiation; multicellular organism development; regulation of BMP signaling pathway. The record is from RefSeq and is a predicted model, not a curated record.
AGGAGGAGGAGAGACUGACGGACUGGCACGAAUUCCUCAACGCUCCUCAAAUUUCCUGAAAUCACGGACCUCCUGCUCGACUCGGUCGCGACAAACAUCCAGACCAGCUCCCACCCUAUCGAGCAGAUAUCCGAGCGGAGCAGCUUUUACAAAAUGAUGUUGCGAAGUGUCGCUGUUCUCCUGCUGCUGUCCGUGGCUCUCUGUAACGCCGAGGAGCUGCACAGCAAGAGCAAAGUGUGUGCCAAUGUGUUCUGUGGGGCCGGCAGAGAGUGUGCUGUCAAUGAGAAGGGGGAACCCAGCUGUCUGUGUAUAGAGACCUGUAAGCCCCACAAGAGGUCAGUGUGUGGCAGCAAUGGUAAGACCUACAGGAAUCACUGUGAGCUCCACAGAGAUGCUUGUCUGACCGGCUUGAAGAUCCAGGUGGCCCACGAUGGGCACUGCCAGGAGAAGAAAACAGAGCAGGCAGCUGCCAGCCCAGUGGUGUGCUAUGCUGCUGACCGUAAUGAGCUGAGGAGCCGCGUGAUCCAGUGGCUGCAGACUGAGGUUGUCCCAGAUGGCUGGUUUGUCAAAGGAUCCAACUUCUCUGACAUCUUGCUCAAAUAUUUCAAGUCUUAUGACAACGGCGAUUCUCAGCUCGACUCCUCAGAGCUCCUCAAAUUCAUCCAGCACAAUGAGUCGGUUGUGGAGUUGCAGUCUUACGCAGACCAGGAGAGCAACAAGCUGCUCAGGAGCCUGUGCAUUGAUGCCCUCAUUGAACUCUCUGAUGAGAACGCCGACUGGAAGCUGAGCUUUGAUGAGUUCCUCAACUGCUUGAAACCUGGCUUCAAUCCACCAGAGAAGAAAUGUGCACUGGAGGAUGAGACAUAUGAGGACGGAGCAGAGACCCAGGUGGAGUGUAACCGCUGUGUUUGUGCAUGCGGAAACUGGGUCUGCACUGCUAUGACCUGCACUGACAAAAUGGCGGCUGUGGAUGAGUCAGCAGAUGCUGGAGCAGAGAUGACUGAGGAGGAGUGGAACCUCCGUGUGGCUGAGCUCAACAAGCACCAGGAAACAGUUGAGAAAAUGAAGACCAGCACAAAGGAGGCCUAAAUAAGGACGCAAUGAAGGGGAUGCUGCACGCCAUCACCCUUCUUCCAUACUUGAUUUACCUUGUGGCCGUGUGUUGUUAAAAACUGACUUUUUCAUGUUUUUCUGCUAUGUUAAUUAUUAUACAUUUUUUACAUUGUUUAAGUGUUUGUGUUGAUGUUUCUUAGAUCCAGGGGGCUGUCAAGGAGUAUAAUAAGAUUCCCUUGUGUUCAGUACUGUCAUUUUUGAUUGUAUUAUUGUGCCCCCACUAGCCCUGGGGCUAUUUUUACUACAAUCCUUAUAUUUUUACAGUUAUUCUUAAACAAACUGACAAGUUGUCACUGUUUUGGAAUGUGGAAGUCACUGUUUGAGAAGGUUGUGAGGUUAGGAACUUGGAGAAUCCAGCUGUUUAAAUGAGGGAGCAGCACGAUAUGGAGAAAGCUGACCACAGGACACCUGGUGCAGCAUGUUUCUCAGCACCCUCAUUGAUUUUAUGAUCAGGAGGUUGGUUGAAGAAGCUGGGCUAAGGGGGUAAAGCUACUAGUGAUUUUGGUGCCAUUUAGAACUGCCAUAGUAGGCCACUACUUGACCAAUGCACUUCUCCCUUUUUCUUUCUAGCUCGCUCUCUGUCUUUAGUUUAUCACAAGCCUGAAAUUUAUUUCUAUCUUAGUGCUAAAGUAAUCAUUUUUCUGCAUACAGUAUGUUAUUGGCUUGAGUUGAAACUCAUCUUGCCUCCAUGUUAUGCUCAGGCAAGUCUCUCUGGUGCUUUUUGGUCAAACAUUUUUCUACCUGUACCGUACAUUUAUGGUCCAGCUUCGAGGGCGAAGAGGCACAACUGCAGCCAAGUGAGACCUGAUCUGACUAUAGCAUGGUGAAAACUGAAACCAAAGUCUUGAAGGCGUGUUUGAAUGAUGAUGUACAAAAUUCUCCAGGUAAACAUUACUCUGGACCCAGCAACAACACUAUACCUGUGCUUUCAAAAUCACUCUAAUAGCAGGAAUAGCCUCACUGUCAACUAAAGUAGUUUAGGCGCAUCAGUAACUGGGUGCAUACAAAGCGCUUGUGUGUAUGUGUAUGUAUGUGAUUGUGUGAUUGUGAGAGUGCUGUUGAAGUGUGAUGCUGAGAGUAGUUGUAGUUUGUUAAAUAUGUUUAUUUGUUAAAAUCCUGUAUCUUAAUUGGGUUUGACAAUACAAUCAGUGCCUUAGACCUGCAAACAGUAUAGGUCUCUAUUUCUGAUGCCACAUGGCAUAGGAAGAAUGAGUGCGCUUUGCUGAAAUUUAGCAGUGAACUAGUGCUUUGUGACUCUACUGGCUGUGUGAAAGUAGCAUUACUAGGUUCAAGCUAAACCUCUAGCCUAUAUUCCACUAAAAGUGUAGAGACUGUAAGGAAAAUGUAUGUAUGCCAAUAAAGCCCAUACACCACAA